CAGUAAUCACAAUGUACAUACACGUUCACAGAGAGGAAGCAACGCGGUACAGCUGCUGUGAUAUCUUUGAGACUUUUGAUUCGUGUCGACAUUCAUCUCGCCAACAUCAAGGCGUGGUACGUAAAGAAAGGAUCCCUGGAAGAGAUUAUGGCAAAAUGUACAUGGAAAUACGACCUUAAUAAUGGACGAUAUAGUUAUCUCAACAGCUUUUUACGAAUCCAUUAAAGGCGAUAACAUGGAGAAAUACACUCAGCCACCUCUCAUUGGAAGGAUAUCAGCUUGAAAAAUGACGACGAAAUUCAAUGCCGUUAACACGAACUCUGUUUCAUUGCGCACAAUGGCCACUGACUCUUCAGUCACGGUGAAUGUGUUGCCAGCAUUUGGAUACCACCUUAUCGGGGCACUUUUUGUAAUAGCAAUAAUCAUUUCGGUUUUGGCGAACGGAUGUGGUUUGUUGGUGUUCAUGAAAAACAAGACUCUGCGCUCACCGACAAAUUUGUUCAUCAUAGCAUUAUGUGUUUGCGACAUAUUGAUGUGUUCGUGUUCAGCUGUGGCGUGUGCAGCCAGUUUUAGCCAUGGGUGGGUGUUUGGUGAUGUGUUCUGUGUUCUUGAAGGAUUCAUGGUGUACUUCCUAGGCCUUACCUCCAUGUACCUUCUGGCCGCCAUAUCAGUUGACAGAUACAUUGUGAUUUCGAAGCCUCUCAUGUCCUAUAAGAUUACCCAUCGUGUCGCAGCUACAGCUAUCUCCGUGUGCUGGGGGUUGGGCUUCUUCUGGGCAGCUCUUCCUCUGGUAGGGUGGAGUCAUUAUAGCUUGGAAGGGGUCGGGAUUUCUUGUAGUAUUGCAUGGCAGAGUAAAGACCCCGUCAGCACCAGCUAUAUCAUCAUCAUCUUUGUUUUGUGCUUCAUCUUCCCACUUUGUAUCAUGGCCUUCUCCUACAUAAACGUGUACCUCACGGUCCGCAAUAUUGCAAGAAGUAAUGUAUGGGACAUGAAGAGUCGGGUGGCAAGAAAGAAUCUCAGACUGGAAAGAAAAUUGUUUAAAACAUGUUUCCUUAUGGUUUGCAUCUUCGUGUUCUCGUGGCUACCAUAUGCCAUCGUGUCUUUCAUGUCGGCGUUUGGUAAUUCUGGAGAAAUUACCCCUUUAAUGGCGACACUUCCGGCUCUUGUUGCUAAAUGCUCUGGAUUAUGGAACCCUGUGAUUUACAUAGCCACAAAUGCUCAAUUCAGGAAUGCCUUUUAUAAACUCUUUCCUUGUUCGAAGAUGGUUCUUGUUGACAAAGAUCAAGAGGAUUUCAAAAGCAAUAAUUCUGAUGAUAAUAACAUGACGUCUAAAAGAUCAAACGAACCCAAUGAAAAGAAUAUCAAAGAUGACAUUGGAGCGAUAGUGUUCACGUUCCAGUCAAUAACAGAGCAUGCACCUGGUCACACGGUAGUGAAGGAGUUGUCGCCUCGUGUGUCGCAAGCGAAUGGUAGAUUUGUUCCAGAGAAAGUUGAGCUUACAGAUCUAAGUAUCACAAACAAGGUGGACGCAUGAGCUGAAUAGGUCGGUGUCAUUUAUCCAUCAAGGACAGUGUGAUUGAAGCAUAAUUAUCAUGGCACCAUCAUUACAUUAUAUUGAAGUCUUCUUUUUCAAAGCUGAUUAUUUACGGAAUGAUACUCGAUGUUCAUUUUUUUAAUGUUACAAAUGUUUGCAUAUUGAAAGAGAUUAAUCAUAUAUUAGUAUCAGACACAUACAAUGUUUUAGACAAUCACCACAGUAAACAACAAACAAACAAACUAAACUAUUGUAUGUUGUCAUGCUCUAAUUCGCAGAGACAAGAAAGGCCCACGUUUACGUGAUGGUAUUAUGUUUAUUGCUGAAAUAUACAUUCCAUGUUGAAAUACCAUCACCGAUUCUUAUGUGUCUAUAUGUUGUAUGAUGCAUAUUAAUCAUAUUUACAGUGCAUAUCGAAUUUGAGAUAUUGUAUGAUCGCUCACUGUCAUUACAGAAGGAAGAAUAUUUGAGGUUUUAAGAGUAUACCAGUAUUAUGUUUAUCUGUCUGAAAGUCUCCAGGUAAUUAUGAUAUUGAUGACAGAAAUUCCAUCAACUUUAUAGCAUGGAACAGUGAAGGUUUUGUGAGAAAUAAACUGUGAUAUCUUGUUUCGGGUCAUAUUUAUUGCGAACACAUUUCCCCAGAAGUUGCACAUAAAAUGUGCCACCUGCA
Messenger RNA from Haliotis rufescens (red abalone), 2204 nucleotides. RefSeq names its product parapinopsin-like. Gene Ontology annotation, biological process: visual perception; G protein-coupled receptor signaling pathway. Bases 287 to 1534 code for a protein of 415 amino acids. Lineage: Eukaryota; Metazoa; Mollusca; Gastropoda; Lepetellida; Haliotidae. The record is from RefSeq and is a predicted model, not a curated record. Gene Ontology annotation, cellular component: membrane. Gene Ontology annotation, molecular function: G protein-coupled receptor activity. The transcript is spliced from 4 exons.